Messenger RNA from Biomphalaria glabrata, 2371 nucleotides. RefSeq names its product 26S proteasome non-ATPase regulatory subunit 9-like. The record is from RefSeq and is a predicted model, not a curated record. Gene Ontology annotation, biological process: proteasome regulatory particle assembly. Lineage: Eukaryota; Metazoa; Mollusca; Gastropoda; Planorbidae. Gene Ontology annotation, molecular function: protein binding. The coding region runs from base 69 to 674 and encodes 201 amino acids. Gene Ontology annotation, cellular component: cytoplasm; nucleus. The transcript has 6 exons.
CUAUAGGGAAAAAAAUUUUCACUACUUAAUUAAACUUUUUAAUUCAAUGUUAUGGUUUUAAAAGUAAAAUGGCAGCCACCAGAAGGUACGAAGAACUCAGUCGUAAAAAAAAUGAAAUUGAAAGCAAUAUUAAAGAAUUUAUGGAUCUUCUACAGUCUCAAAAAGGGGUUGGCUUGAAUGAGCCUUUAGUUGAUUCUGAAGGCUAUCCUAGAUCCGAUAUAGAUGUGUACUCCUGUAGGCAUGCCAGACACCAAAUUUCCUGUCUGCAGAAUGACCACCUGAUUGUAAUGAAAGAGAUAGAAGAGGAACUGGUCAGAAUCCAUCAAGCCGCUAGGGAAUUGAAGUCUAUGGAGUCCGACAUGGACUCUGCCAACAUCAUGAGGGAUGGCAUGGAAGUUGACAGGAUUCCAUUCGCACUUGUGGACAGAGUAGACUCUGGCUCUCCAGCAGCUGAAGGUGGUCUUAUUGUUGGCGAUCAAUUGAUUGAGUUUGGAUCAGUUACUUCAGACAACUUUGUCAAUCUUCAGACAAUCGCUACAGUGUUACAGCAUUCCAAAAAUAAACCAUUGCGUGCUGUUGUGCUACGCGGGGACAGAGCUGUUCAUUUAAAUGUGACGCCAUCUGCUUGGAGUGGACCUGGUUUACUCGGGUGUAACAUUAAACCAUUCAAGUAGCUCACAAAGAAGUUGUUGAUGUGAAGGGUGAAAGUGUACUGAGUGAGUGGGGUGUGUGUGAAAGUGUUCUGAUUGAGUGGGGUGUGUGUGAAAGUGGUCUGAGUGAGUGGGGCACGUGAACCUUUGUAGUAAGCCUGCUUCUUGUUGGGUAUCUCUGGACAGUAUGAAAGUGAUACUGUAUCAAUACUGUAUGAUUGUCUUUUGCUGAUUAAGAAUGAAAAGUGUUUAAACACUGGAAAGGAAUGUUCUAGUUAUUGUGUCUGACAACUAAAUAAUUCAAAGGGGUAGAAAAAAAAAACAUACUUUUUUUUUUGGUGCUAAAAUUGACAGUUUAUCUGGAUACAGAACUUUUCUUUGAUACAGAAAUAAAUAUAUUUCAUUUUGUACAUUUAUUGUCACAUUUGUUCCUCUAACAAAUGAUUUUUUUAUGUUUUUUUAGACUAAUAAAGUGCAACCAAUGCUCCUAACUUCUUCACUUCUUUUAAAAAAACUUUUAUAACAAUAGCUUCUAUUGUUGUCUGGAAACAACUUCAAUCCCUUGAAGUAAUCUUUUCAAUAUGGGUUGUUAAAUCUUGUCUGCUGAAUCAGCUAAGUCAGUGUUCUCCACAGGGAAUGGCCCCUCAUCAAAGAUGUUAGUUAUGAUAUUGUCUAAUUUACACAAAAAAAAGUCUUUGGUGUUUCUGCCAAUUGAUUUCAAAUGCAUCUUGCACAAUAACUGUGGCCACAGCUUAAAAGCUUUGGGGCAGCAUUUGCAUUUAACAUGAAGUUGCUGUGACAUUUUUUACAACUAAAUUGUUUUCAAAAGCAAAUUUAGUUCUAAAAACAAAUUGUCAUCAUCAGCAGCACAGGUUGAACAAGCAAUUAUCCCAUCAUACUCUUUUUUUCUUUAUGAUGAUAUCAUCUUUUAAAAGGACAGCUUUCCCCUUAAUUCUUUGAUGUUCUCUAUCUUUGAUUCUUUUCCUAUUCUCUCUGAAACCUUUACUUGACAAUGGCAACUGCAGGAUUCCUCCUUCAUUUGGCAAUGGUGGCUGCAUGAUCCCUCCUUCAUUUGUCAAUGGCGACUGAAUGCUUCCUCCUUCAUUUGGCAAUGGUGGUUGCAUGGUCCCUCCUUCAUUUUCUUUGAUCAUAACUGUACUUCUAAAUAAUAAAACCAUAUCUUAAGUGCUGGAGCUAUUUGUUUUUUUAAAUCAGAUAACAAGAAUGGUAGUCUUAAUUUGGAUUUAUUAUUCUUUUCAAUCAACUCUGCCUCAAAGAUUUUUGUGAAUGUAAUCAUUACAUCAUAUGUCAAUAUUUCAAAUUUGUAAUUAUUUUUAUACAUCAUUUAUUAUGAAGUACUUGUGUACUAAUUGGGUUAUUUUUAACAUCCUGGUUUAGUAUGAAGCUAAAAAAAAAGAUUUUGGACUAAUAUUUUACUAUACGAAUUUGAUAUCAAACUUCAUUGUGCCUAGAUAAAGCCUUAAGAAGUUAAUAUUUGGAAGGAACAUUUAUGAAUUAGAAGUGCUUGGAUAACACACACAUAAAAAAACAGUUUUGAAAUUGUUGAGUAAAUAAAUGUCAAAAAAGUCUUGCUCCUUCUGAGUACACUAAUGUCUAACUCAUAGUGGUGAAGUAUUUGUUCACAUGUGUUAGAUUUUGUAUCACAUUAUACUGCUUGAUGAUCAUGUAGACUGAUAAAUAAAGUUUAUUCAUUGGUACAA